This is a messenger RNA of Kalmanozyma brasiliensis GHG001, 759 nucleotides long. RefSeq lists its product as uncharacterized. Lineage: Eukaryota; Fungi; Basidiomycota; Ustilaginomycetes; Ustilaginales. Bases 1 to 759 code for a protein of 252 amino acids. The transcript has 4 exons. The record is from RefSeq and is a predicted model, not a curated record.
AUGCCAGCCUUCAAAGGCGGACCAGCCCUUCCCAAGCGAUCCGAAACGAUCUCGUCUCCUCCUACCACCUCUCCCACGGCCGCUGGCAAGCGCAAGCCCGUCACCACGCCUCUGCUCUCCAACCCUUCCGACGAGAUCGACACAACGGACGUCUUCAACGAGUUUAUCAAAGCCGAGCCGCACGACGCGAGCUCCACCAUCGCCGGCACGGAUGACGACGAGGUGGACGUCAAGCCUUCGCUCAAGGUGAUCGACGGUAGCGAUGUCGCCUUGCCCGUCUCGGACAUUCGCUCCACCGCCCAGGCUGAUGCGGACGAACAGGAUGACGAGCAGGAGCCUCCUCGCAAGACCCGCAAGACGGGUUCCAAGGAGAGCGCCACCCCCGUCAAAACUGAGCCCGGUACUCCGACCAAGAAGGGCCGCGCCAAUGCCGCCGCCAGCAGCCCCAGCAAGAGCGCUCCCAAGACGCCGCCCAAGAAGGCCGUCUCGGCCCCGACCACUCCCAAGAGCGGCGAACCCGCUAGUGCUUGGUCCGCCGAGCACUGGGACGACCUCAACUUUGCCAUCCUCAAGGUCCUCCACGAUCACGCCUCGGAGCUGUACGAUGCGAGCCCCAGCCUCAACCCCUGGCGCGUCAAGGGCCGUCUGCUCGUCAAGCUGCGCUCGAUGCUCAAGGACGCCCCGGGCGGCGAGGUGGCCAGCAAGCGCUGGGACGCGGACAAGCCUACGCGCGGCAAGAACUCGCCCAAGAAGAAGUGA